AUGGAUUCGUUCAACAUCACCAACAUCAAGGCCGUGAAAGCAAAGGCGAUCCGAAAGCACAGGAAGAUCGAGAAGAUCACAAACAUGUUCAGGUUGCUGGAAAUCCUUGUCGUUUUGGCCGUGGUUUCCAGAUUCUCAGUUCAUCUCCCAUUUGCCGCCAAGAUCUCCGGCGAUUACAUCAAGGAUGUAGUCCUCGCUCUCGCCAGCCCGCGGUUCGUAUUCGUCGUGGGGAACGUCAUAGUGAUAGUCCUCUUCACCAAGUCCGGCCAGUUUCCGGGCCAAGACCGGAAGGGAAAGAAGAGCACAAAAGCUGAUCUUUACCAGGAAUUUGUGGAAAUGAGCGGAAAGGUUCCACAGCAGCCUUCUCCUGUGGAACAGAGGGUUGAAACAGAGCACAGAAGAAAACAGAGCAAAAGUACAGAGAUUGUGGUCAGGGAAGAGGGUUCUUCCCCUGCUUCCUUGGGGAUCGUGAAGAGUUAUGAGAGGAGUCAAUCGGAGAAACUUCCUGCUACUAAUUGGAUCGUGAGCAAGCCUGAGAAGGAACUGAAGCGAUCCGUUACGGAGAAGUUCAACGACAGGAGGAGUAAUGGUUGUGGAGAGGAAGUGAAGACGAAGAAGAAGGAGAAGGGUUCGUUUCCAGAGGACAAGAUGAGCAGCGAGGAGUUCAAGAGCACGAUUGAGGCCUUCAUUGAACGGCAGAAGAGGUUCCGAAGAGAUGAAGAGGUCUCUGUAUUUGUGGGUUGA
Linum tenue is the source of this 744-nucleotide messenger RNA. The record is from the annotation of a GenBank genome assembly. NCBI's taxonomy places the organism in Eukaryota, Viridiplantae, Streptophyta, Magnoliopsida, Malpighiales, Linaceae.